Molecule: messenger RNA, 987 nt
Organism: Anopheles cruzii
Lineage: Eukaryota; Metazoa; Arthropoda; Insecta; Diptera; Culicidae
Exons: 3
Coding region: 47-985 (312 amino acids)
Source: RefSeq, a predicted model, not a curated record
AAAUAAAACGUUUAAAGUACCGUAAAAAUACGUGCAGUUCACAACCAUGGGUAGAUUCGGUCCAUCUCAUAGGAAGAUUCCCGUUCCUAGAAGACACGGGGUGCGGGAUCCGCUGAAACGUCUAGCCGAAAAGGAGGCAGCCAUUAAGGAUAAGAUCAAUAAUCCACCAAAGGAACACGAUGUACAAGAAGUGUCUAACUCGUUCAAGCGCUUCAUACAGCUCAAGGAUAACUCGAAUCGCGAUUCCAACGAUGCCCCACAAGCCAGGGGUCGCGAGCGUCCAAAAAUACGUGUCGGCAGUACGCUGAUACAGAAGCAGAAAAAAGAAACCGAACAAUCGUUCCUUGGGCGUGCCACUGCACUCCAGCAGGAACUUGAAAGCGAGGUCAAGUUUGGGGUAAAGUUUGGCAUCGAAGUAGAGCGCGACGAGCGUACCGGAGCGAUCCACAUUCGUAAGCGGAAAGGAACAGACGUGGAUGAUAUGCUGAAAAAAGAGCUAAAGAAAGCCAAGGGAGGCAAAGGAGCUAAAAAAGUUUCUAAGGCGCACGAUGCAACAAAGGCUCGGAAGCCAACCAUGCACGAAAAGAGGACCCAAAAGAAGCACCAAGCGCUAGAGCGCAAACGUCGCGAGGAAGAUUUGUUACUCCGCGAGUAUCAGUACGAUAAUGUUGCAUUCGGUGAAGUGGUAAACGGGCCGCCUACUCUUAACACCCUGCCACGUCGUGCCGGCAAACAAGAGGGUGGCUUACGGCCGGCUAGCAAGCCACUUCUGCUGCACGCACUGGUGGAUCCAAAGUCAACAGAAAAGGAAGAGCAGGCGUUGCAGCCCGGUAAGCAAAAACCGAAAGGCACAGCCCACCCCGUGAAAAUCGAUCUGAAGGGAAAGCGCAAAAAUCUUCCAUUGGCCACGCGAAUGAAGAUCGAGCGAGACCAGCAGAGUGUCAUCGAAAUGUACAGACAGCUGAAGAAGAAAGUGCCUAAAUAAAA